CGGGGAGGCGAGGCAAGGCAAGGAUCUGCUGCUAGCACCGUGCCGCCUGAACUCAAACUGUAAGCAGCAGCGCAGCACCAUCACCGCUGAGCUACACGGAAACGCCAACGCAGGAGGAGCGGCGACGUCCCCCACACUGUCUCUCUGUGCAGGAGCGAAAUUAGUUUGGUGAGUCGUUUGGAGACGACCACGGUGGCGGCUGCUGAACAUGAAGCGAAGCCGUGUUCCCAGCACCAGCGAGGAGUCCGAUAAUGGAAGUAAUUGCACAUCAUGGUCUCAGAUGUCAAACUCCCAUCACAGGAGACGAGAUGGGAAAAGACCGUCUGAGGUGUUCAGAACUGAUUUCAUCACAGCGAUGAAGCUUCACGACUCGUAUCAGCUCAAUCCCGAGGAUUAUUAUGUGCUCUCGGACCCCUGGAGGCAGGAAUGGGAAAAGGGCGUGCAGGUCCCUGUGAGCCCAGAGUCCAUCCCCAAACCUGCAGUACGCGUUGUGGCGGAGAAAUCAUCCGGUUUGCUCUUCACGCGACCGAAGAAACUGAUCCGCUCCUGGGGUCCCGAGGCGUCCGUGCUGGGUUACGUGGGUAUCGGGACGCUCGCCGAGGGGACGUGUCGGUAUGACCUGAACGAGGAGGACGUCGCCUGGUUGGAGGUGGCGAACAGAGAGUUCAGUCAAAUGGGUAUGCAGCUGCUGGACGAGAACUCCAUGGAAAGACUCAUGGAGGAGUUUGAGCGCCGUUGCUAUGACAACAUGGCUCACGCAAUGGAAACGGAGGAAGGGCUCGGGAUCGAGUACGACGAGGACGUGGUGUGUGACGUAUGCCAGUCACCUGACGGAGAGGAUGGCAACGAGAUGGUGUUUUGUGACAAAUGCAACAUAUGUGUGCAUCAGGCGUGUUAUGGCAUCCUGAAGGUUCCAGAAGGCAGCUGGCUGUGUCGGACAUGCGCGCUGGGCAUCUCACCUAAAUGCCAGCUCUGCCCGAAGAAAGGUGGUGCCAUGAAACCCACCCGCAGUGGUAGCAAGUGGGUCCAUGUUAGCUGUGCCCUGUGGAUACCGGAGGUGAGCAUAGGUAACCCAGAGAAGAUGGAGCCCAUUACAAGCGUGUCUCAGAUCCCUAAUAACCGCUGGGCUCUAAUCUGCUGCCUGUGUAAAGAGAAGACUGGAGCUUGUAUACAGUGCUCAGCCAAGAGCUGCCGCGUGGCCUUCCACGUCACCUGCGGCCUGCAACACAGCCUAAAAAUGAACACCAUCCUGACGGACGAGGACGAGGUCAAGUUCAAAUCCUACUGCCCCACGCACUCGGGUAUGGACUGGCACGAACAGAGCGGCUUCAUAGACGACAAAGGGAACGAAGGGAGGGCGAAAGGAGCGGAUGGGGCGCGGCUCAGCGAAAGAAAGCUCCGCGUGCAGCAGCUGGAGGAUGAGUUUUACCAAUUCGUGAACAUCGAGGAGGUCUCCAAGCACCUGCAUGUGCCGCUGGAGAACGUGGACUUCCUGUUUCAGUACUGGAAAUUGAAACGCAAAUCAAACUUUAACCAGCCGCUCAUCACACCCAAGCGGGAGGAAGAGGAAAGCCUCGCUCGGCGAGAACAGGAAGUGCUGCUUCGCAGGCUCCGUCUCUUCACACACCUGCGUCAAGACCUGGAGAGGGUGCGGAACCUGACGUACAUGGUGACCCGUCGGGAGAAGAUCAAACGAUCUGUGUGUCGAGUGCAGGAGCAGAUAUUUCAUCACCACGUGCGGCUGCUGGAGCAGGGACGACUCUCUGGCGCAUCUUCCACCAGGCAAUUAGAGGAAGCCAUGUUCUACUUCCGGGUCGUGCCCUCGGCAUCCACGUUCCCCCAGCCCCUGAGAGGUCACAUGGCUCAGAACAGCGCCACCGAGCUCUCGCAGAGGAAGAGCGGCCCGCGUCACGGCGCCUCCAGACGAGGCCAGAACGAAGCGGACGAGUCCUCCAAGAUGGACGCCUCCCUACUGAGCAAACUGUCCGGCACAAAUCCCGUCUGCGGCGGGAACGAUUCAUCAGCGAACGAGACCGAGCAGCCCGUAGGGGGGGAGCGCAGGAAAAGGAGGAGGAGCAGGCUUUGGGAGCAGCUACCGGAGAGGAACACCCCAGGGUCGAAGGUCAUGGGCGGGACCGUGCAGAACAGUAUAGUAACGGAUCAGAACAUGAUAGCGAUGCCCGAGAGCAAAGCGGCGGAAAUGAAAACCUCCGUCGCGGUGCAGAACGUGUACAACGGUUCUCUCAGGAGGAUGAAUACGAGUCAGCAUCAGGGAAAGACGAUGUCGGAGAAGGUGUCCCACGUCAAGAACUGGGGCAGUUUCCGCAUCCCGAAGCGGAGCGAUAGCAAAGGAGCGGAAGGAGAGCAGGAAGUGGAGGGGAGGGACUUUACCCAUUCUCAUCCCAUCCAAUCUUUAGACGCGAGCCACACCCCCACCUCCCCUCCAAUCAGAACUCGCCUAAGGACGGGCACGGAGAUCCGCGACCUCGCGUCCGAGGCUGAUCACAGCCAAUCGGAGCAGAAGAAGAGAUGCCACACCCAGCGGCUCCGGAGUCAUGACCCGGUGGCACAGCGGUACGGCUCGGAGGUUUUGCGGCGCGGAGUGCUCGCGUCAUGAAAACGACACCGUGAAAACUUUGUGAAGUUAUGUGUCAAAAACUUUUUUUUUUUGUUUGUUUUUUGUGUAAUCCAAAUACAAAGCAGCACUUAGAGGAGCCGCAUGUAAGAUUUUUUUCUUCGCGUCCGGAUUUUCACGCAUCGGUUGCAGACUUCAAACGUAGUGUUAUUUACAUACAAACGGUGAAGUUUUUUUUUUUUUGUUGUUGUUCUUUAAACAUCAUUCCAGUUCUGAAAUAUAACAGAAAUCAGACCGGCUUUUAACACAGACACAUUUACACUUUAGAUCGCUUGUUACUAGGUUAAUCUAUUGCGGAUAGGAAGACCUUAUUUCACAGUAGUAAUCUUACAUGUAGCUCCUUUUAAGCUUCUGUUACCGGACAGGUAUUUAUUUUUCUAUUUCAUAUCCUUCUCGAUGCUGCUUCUUUUUUCUUUUCUUUUUUUCCCUUUUGUACUUCAAUUUAGCUGGCUUUUCUUUUAUUUUCCUCUCGUCCGCCUGCUACAAUGCGUAGUGCAUAUGACAAGGUCUCAGAGGCUGAAUGCUAAGCUUUGUAAUCAAAGACAAUGAAAUUAGUUUAGCUAAUUAGCUCGUUUUCUGUUGGCUACCUGUCAGAAACGAAAAACCAACAUGAUUUCCAAAUCAUGUCUUUUUUUUUUUCUUUUUUUUUUCUUCCUUGAUAUAAAUUGCUUACAGCAGUAGUGUUGAACACUGGUCUGAAUCAAGUGAUGAAACUCGCUGAUGUGUACAAUCGUGAAUAGCACUUAGUUCAGUAGGUUCCAGUUUAAGCCCUAGGGACUUUCCGCACUGCACAGAUUUGUGUUUUUCUCACUCCGACAUGCCUGUUUAAGCUCUUUAGCUGGUCGAGUCAUGUGCGUAAAAGUAGGAAAAUAUGAUGUGCUGAGGCUCCUGGGAUUGUGAGAACCACUGACUUGGUAACGUAUAUAUGCAUACACUUCGUAGUGGUAUUAUGUCAAAUGAUAAGGGGAAAAAAAGUAAUUUGUCCUGCAUUCCACUUGUUUUCAACAUGCCCUUGUUGACUUCCUUCCUGACUCGGGGAAAAGACGCGCGUGUGUGUAUGUAUGUGUUUAUGUAUGUGUGUAUGUAUGUAUGUAUGUAUGUAUGUGUAUAUAUACACAUAGAUAUCUCUCUAAAUAUACUUAUCUUAGCAAGCACAAUGUACUUAAAGUGAGUCCCUUAGCAAUUCUACUGUCUAUUUGCUGUAAGCUAUGCACAUAUUAGCCUUCUAUCGGCAUUCCGACCAGCUAACAGAUUAAAAACCCAAUUUGAUCGAAACAAAUCAAAUUAUAUAUAUUUUGAGAUAUAAAGAAUUUUAUUGCACCUCUCUGUUUUUAAACUUCCUCACCCAUCAUGUAAUUAUAAUUUUUUUUCAAUAUUAAAUCAGAUUGCGGUACCUUCUGUACCCUCCCAUCACUCGAUUAUCCUAUUCAUCAUGUGUUACAUCAUAAAGUAUUAGAACAAACAUAUUUCAUAAAGGGGAAAAAAAAGCCAAGGUGAAGUCGACCAGGGCGUGUGGGGAAAAACAUUGGAAUGUAGCGUCGGCCUUCCAGAUUAGGCUCAAAUGAAUUAUAAACCAAUGUAAGAUUUUUUUAAAAACCAAGAAUAUUCUCUGCAUUUUUGUUGUUGUUUUUUGGUUCCCCAGGGUAGUUAGAUUAAUUCCAGGAUCUACCCAGAAAACUGUAUUUAUGAAUUUAUUUAUUUUGUUUAAAUGUUUUUUUUUUCUUUUUGUUUUUCUUUCUUUUUUCUUUUCAUAUGUAAAGAAACUGUGGCGCUUUAUUUUGUCGUCAUGGCAUCUUUCUCUCCUCAGGUAAUUCUUUAUUUUGUGCACUUCCGUUACCCCCAUCCCCCACCCAACGCCCCCCCCCCCCCC
This is a messenger RNA of Clarias gariepinus (North African catfish), 4505 nucleotides long. RefSeq names its product jade family PHD finger 1 (gene jade1). The record is from RefSeq and is a predicted model, not a curated record. Bases 209 to 2617 code for a protein of 802 amino acids. NCBI's taxonomy places the organism in Eukaryota, Metazoa, Chordata, Actinopteri, Siluriformes, Clariidae. Gene Ontology annotation, cellular component: histone acetyltransferase complex. Gene Ontology annotation, biological process: regulation of transcription by RNA polymerase II. The transcript is spliced from 11 exons.